This is a messenger RNA of Penicillium robsamsonii, 891 nucleotides long. RefSeq names its product tyrosine-protein phosphatase. The record is from RefSeq and is a predicted model, not a curated record. Lineage: Eukaryota; Fungi; Ascomycota; Eurotiomycetes; Eurotiales; Aspergillaceae. Gene Ontology annotation, biological process: dephosphorylation. The coding region runs from base 1 to 891 and encodes 296 amino acids. The transcript has a single exon. Gene Ontology annotation, molecular function: phosphoprotein phosphatase activity.
AUGUCGUCCCUAGAUGGCACUCCGACAGCCUCACUGCCGUUCGUCUCGGUGAGCGGUGUCCCUAACUUUCGCGACAUCGGAGGCUAUGCGUGUUAUCCUUCAAGUUUAGCAUCUCCGACCCGGGCCGUCGAUGAAACUCAAGUCGGAGGGUUGCGCAUUCGGCCAGGAUUCCUUUUCCGUGCCGCACAGCCCUCUCAGAUCACCCCAACAGGGAUCGAAGAACUGACUAAGACACUACGUGUUCAAACAAUCUUCGACUUUCGCUCAACGGGGGAAAUCCAGCUCGUGACUACCCGCUAUCCUGACUCCUUCCUCGACAUCCCAGGGACGACGCGCCACGCAGUACCGGUAUUCCAAGAUGGCGACUACUCCCCCGUUUCGCUGGCAAAGCGCUACGGAGUAGCCUCUGGUGGCGUGACGCGGGACCAGGUUUCCGAACGGGGUUUUGUGAAAGCUUACGAGGACAUUAUGCGCAACGCAGCGCGUACCGGUAGUUUCCGCGCUGUCAUGCUGCAAAUCCUGCAGGAUCAGAGCGGUCCGAUCCUAUUUCACUGUACAGUGGGAAAGGAUCGCACUGGAGUCUUUGCCGCACUGGUCCUGAAGCUGUGUGGAGUCGCGGACGAAGAUGUCGUGGCUGAUUACGCGCUGACGACACACGGGCUCGGUACGUGGCGGGAUCAUUUGAUCCAGCGGCUCUUACAGAGAGACGACGCUCUGAGUCGAGAGCAGGCGGAAAAUAUCAUAGCAAGCCACCCGGACGACAUGCGCGCGUUCUUGACUGGGAUUGUAGCAGCCAAGUUUGGAGGAGCGCGGAGAUACUUUGUUGACCUCUGCGGGCUGAGGGAGGAUGAACUCGAUCGGAUUAUUACCACACUUGUUAUCAAAAAGUAA